Messenger RNA from Lodderomyces theae, 2526 nucleotides. It is a transcript of the gene RAD54, whose product is annotated as DNA-dependent ATPase. The record is from RefSeq and is a predicted model, not a curated record. Gene Ontology annotation, cellular component: nucleus. Gene Ontology annotation, molecular function: ATP binding; ATP-dependent chromatin remodeler activity; hydrolase activity, acting on acid anhydrides. The transcript has a single exon. Gene Ontology annotation, biological process: double-strand break repair via synthesis-dependent strand annealing; reciprocal meiotic recombination. Lineage: Eukaryota; Fungi; Ascomycota; Pichiomycetes; Serinales; Debaryomycetaceae. The coding region runs from base 1 to 2526 and encodes 841 amino acids.
AUGGCAGUACGCAAACCACUCACCCACUUCACUACCCCGCUAGGCUCAGGCGCUGGGGUCCCAAAAGACAAAAGACCGCCCAAAGUUCAUGACUCCGCUUUGCGGCUUUUGAAGCCAUUUCAGGUGCCAUUCAAGACGCGACUGGAGACCGUGUCUGGUAUCGUAUCUCGCCGGCCUGUACGCUCAUCAAGGAAGAAUACCAACUAUGCGGUUGAUGAUUUUGGAAGUACAACAGCAGAAGAAGAUCAAAACGUUGAUGAAAGUGGCGAAGUUGUUAAAUGCAAGAAGUUUGGCGCGUUGCUUCCUCGUUCCAUUAAUAGUGAUGGUAGACGCGAUAUCAUCGAUACAAAGUUCAAAAGAUCUUUCACUGUUCCGUUUAGUAAAGAGAACGCUAAGAAGGAUGACAUGAUACGUGGUCCUCCACCUCCGUUGGGCACUAAAGUGCGUCCCAUACUUCCACCGCGUGCCCUUCAUGACCCCAUGAGUGAAUUUGCUAUUGUGUUGUACGACCCAACGGUCGAUGUGAUACCCAAGACGCCAGAAGAAGAAGAGGCGGCGAAGAAGAAGAUAGAGGAGCUAGAGCUGUCGGACACAUCGAUGAAUCUGGAAACUGAGGAACGGCCAGCAAAGAGAAGAAAGACGCAUCGUUCUUUGGCUGAAAUAUUGGGUAUUGUCACCAACCCUGAGGAGAAACUAGCGCGUUACCCCAACGUUCCAGUUGUGAUUGACCCGAAAUUGGCCAAGAUCUUACGUCCCCAUCAAAUUGCCGGUGUCAAGUUCCUUUAUCGUUGCACUGCUGGGUUAAUGGACCCGAGAGCCAAAGGGUGUAUUAUGGCAGAUGAGAUGGGAUUGGGAAAAACGUUGCAAUGUCUCACGUUGAUGUGGACGUUGCUUAGACAAUCUCCCAGAGGUAAAAGAACCAUUGAGAAAUGCAUCAUUGUUUGCCCUUCAUCAUUAGUGCGUAAUUGGGCUAAUGAAAUUGUUAAAUGGUUGGGAGAAGGUGUAUUGACGCCAUUGGCUGUUGAUGGGAAAAGCACGAAAUCGAAUGAUUUGGGUGCCGCAUUGCAACAAUGGGCAACUGCACAGGGAAGAAAUAUCGUGCGUCCAGUUUUGAUUAUCUCUUAUGAAACUUUGAGAAGAAAUGUUGAUAAAUUGGCUGGUACCGAAGUGGGUCUAAUGUUGGCUGAUGAAGGACAUCGAUUAAAGAAUGGUGAGUCAUUAACAUUCACUGCCUUGAACUCAUUGAGAUGUGAUCGAAGGGUGAUUUUGUCAGGUACUCCAAUACAAAAUGAUUUAUCAGAAUAUUUCUCCUUGUUGAAUUUUGCCAACCCUGGUUAUCUUGGUACCAGAAACGAUUUUAGAAAAAAUUUUGAAAAUGCCAUUUUGCGUGGUAGAGACGCUGAUGCUACCGACAAAGAACGUGAAAAGGGAGAUGCCAAAUUGACGGAAUUAUCGCAAUUGGUGUCGAAAUUCAUCAUCAGACGUACCAAUGAUAUCUUGUCGAAAUAUUUACCUGUCAAGUACGAGUAUGUGUUAUUCACUGGCUUGUCACCAAUGCAGAAAAGUUUGUAUAACCAUUUCAUCACGUCACCAGAGAUCAAAAAAUUGUUAAAGGGCAUUGGAUCGCAACCGUUGAAAGCCAUUGGUAUGUUGAAGAAGCUUUGCAAUCAUCCAGACUUGUUGGACUUGCCGGAUGACUUGGAAGGGUGUGAGCAUUUAAUCCCCGAGGAUUAUCAAUCUUCCAUCACCGCCACUGGACGUAAUCGAGAAGUACAAACUUGGUUUAGUGGUAAAUUUUUGAUUUUGGAACGAUUUUUGAACAAGAUACAUCGUGAGACUGAUGACAAGAUUGUUUUGAUUUCAAACUAUACCCAAACGCUUGAUUUGAUUGAAAAAAUGUGCCGGAAUAAGAAGUAUGGUUCGUUGAGAUUAGAUGGAACCAUGAACAUCAACAAGAGACAAAAGUUGGUUGAUAGGUUUAAUGAUCCCAACGGCUCCGAAUUUAUCUUUUUGUUGUCGUCCAAGGCAGGUGGAUGUGGUAUUAACUUGAUUGGUGCUAAUCGGUUAAUUCUUAUCGACCCAGACUGGAACCCUGCGCUGGACCAACAAGCUUUGGCUAGAGUUUGGCGAGAUGGUCAAAAGAAGGAUUGCUUUAUUUAUCGUUUUAUUUCAACUGGAACUAUUGAAGAGAAGAUUUUCCAACGUCAAUCAAUGAAGAUGUCAUUGAGUAGUUGUGUUGUUGAUGAGAAAGAAGAUGUGGAGCGUUUAUUCAGUGCUGAUAAUUUGAAACAAUUGUUUAUGUAUCAGCCAGACACUGAAUGUGAUACCCACGAUACGUAUAAUUGUAAGCGAUGCCACAAAGAGAAGGGACAAUUUAUUAAAGCACCAGCAAUGUUGUAUGGUGAUGCGACAACUUGGAACCAUUUGAAUAACAAGAAGUUGGCAAAUAACGAAGAUGUUUUGGUUGCAAAUGAAGCUCAAUUCAAUGAUGUCUCAUUUGCCUUGCAGUAUAUAUCACAUGUAUAG